CGUUCAACUUAAACCCUGACCGGAGUGAAGCGACAAAGGAGGGAAGAAAAAGAAAAAAAAAGAAAAGAGAAAUGGAAUCUAAGAAGAAAGAAAAAUCUCAUCCUGAGGACAAUCUGGGGAAGUGGGCCAGAUCUUCUGUGCACAAGGCACGGACAUCCGGUCACUGCAGAGAAAAUUCGUCAAUUUUUUCUUUAUUUUUUUCUUUUCACUUUUUAUUCCAUCUUGGGUUUCUUUCUCCUGCCAAUACUGAAGGAGCCCUAUCAGAAUGCAGACGCUCAAAAGGUGAUGGAGUUUGGAGCUGCCUCCUCCACGGUGGUCGUCAUCAAUUGGCGCAGCGAAGCACCACUCGACCUCCUUUCCCCUCCUGCCAUUGCACUGUCCUCUGCUCAUCGUCAUUGGGUGGUCGGAUUUCCGAGUGCUUGGACCUCAUUUCGCUGAUUCGAAACUGGCUGGAAUGGGCAAUCCACUCCAUCUGCCAGACGACAAACUAGGAAGCGAGGACGUGCACGGCGGAGCUCAGGGCUACUACUCUCGUAAGUUUCGUGCUCCUUUUUGGGGGAGGAUUCAUUCCCCUCCCAUUUAGCUUAUGCUUGGCUCCUUCCAUCUACCCUAUUGAGAUAUUCUAUUAUUUAUUUGAAUCUCAGUAGCUUUAAGCUUGACGAUCGGUGUCUGGGAUAAGCGGGUAGAAGGUUAAAACUACAUAUAAAUGUAUAGUACGGUAAUAACCGUAUUCGGUAACCUUGGGUCGCAUCAGUGAGUGCGGAUUUCCUAUCGCGGACAGCCGGCAGCUGGCAUGACCGGGACUUUGAUAUAGGACAGGGAUCCAGCUCUUCAAUGAUCACUAUAGAUAGGUACGGAAUACUCCGUAUCGUCUCAAGGACG
This is a messenger RNA of Aspergillus alliaceus, 882 nucleotides long. RefSeq lists its product as uncharacterized. The transcript has 2 exons. NCBI's taxonomy places the organism in Eukaryota, Fungi, Ascomycota, Eurotiomycetes, Eurotiales, Aspergillaceae. The record is from RefSeq and is a predicted model, not a curated record. The coding region runs from base 72 to 491 and encodes 139 amino acids.